AUGCUCUCAGAUAUGCCUGAUGUCACAGAAUUGCAUCUUGUACCUGAGGCUCACGUUCCUAUGAUGAAAUUCAAGUUGAAUGGUGUAUCUAUAUAUCUUCUCUAUGCAAAACUUUCACUUUGGGUCAUACCUGAACCUGCUGCAAGUGAUUUUAUUGUAAGGGAUACUGGAAAUUGCAGGCCUAGGUACAUGAGGUGCACCAUUAAUCAGAUUCCUUGCACUUCAGAUCUUUUAAACACAUCUGGCAUGCAAUUGGCUUUAUUGGUUAAGCCAUUAGCUCUUCCACAUCCAUCCGAGGAGCCUAUCCAAAUAGUGGAUUUUCGUGAAGGUGGACCUGUUUGUUGUUCUUGUUGCAAAGGCUAUAUAAAGCUUUUGACUUUAGGAGCAUCAACUGUCAUGAUGGGGAGCUUUUUUAGCAAGAACUACUGA
Molecule: messenger RNA, 429 nt
Organism: Lactuca virosa
Lineage: Eukaryota; Viridiplantae; Streptophyta; Magnoliopsida; Asterales; Asteraceae
Source: the annotation of a GenBank genome assembly